Molecule: messenger RNA, 899 nt
Organism: Puntigrus tetrazona (Sumatra barb)
Lineage: Eukaryota; Metazoa; Chordata; Actinopteri; Cypriniformes; Cyprinidae
Product: vitelline membrane outer layer protein 1-like
Exons: 5
Coding region: 114-737 (207 amino acids)
Source: RefSeq, a predicted model, not a curated record
CAGGCAGGUUCUGUUGACUGACUACAGAUAGCUCAGAAAACAAGAUCGGUUUUUGGUGAAGAAACCAAACAGAUUUAAAAUCAUCAGUAUUUCAAUCAGCCAGAGCUGUAGCAAUGCAUGGCUUUAUUUCUAUGUUUUCACUGCUAGCCUUUAUUGGGCUGCAGGUGAGCGUUCAGUCCGCAGGAAGACGCUCUGAGAGGAACGUCGAAAGAACUUUCAUAUCGCUUCUGGCGGUAUCCAACGGUAUGAAGUUUGGGUCGUGGAGUCAAAGGGAAUUUUGUCCGAGAGGAACGCAUGCUGCAGGGUUCAGUCUCAAGGUGGAAAAACGUUCCUAUGGUUUUUGGGAUAACACAGCGCUCAAUGGGAUUCGUCUCUACUGCGUCAGUCUGUCCAAAGACACAGAUGAAGAAGUCAGCUCCAUUCAGUCCAACACGGGAAACUGGGGGCAGUGGACGGAAAUCAAAUGGUGUCCUUCUGGAUUCUUGAAAGCUUUUCAGCUGAGAGUCGAACCUUACCAAGGAUUUAAAGACGACACGGCCGCAAACAACAUCAGAUUCAACUGCAGCGGAGGGGCUUUGCUGCAGGGGGACGGUACGGACCAGGGCGAGUGGGGCGACUGGAGCAAUGCGUGUCGGGGAAGAGGGAUUUGUGGCAUCACGACAAUGGUAGAAGAGGAUCAGGGGUUUAGUGGGGAUGACACCGCUCUCAAUGACGUGAUGAUGUCCUGCUGCGAUUGAGGUGUAAGAGGAGGACGACGACAAGAGCAGGAAGAAGACCAGAUGGAUCGUAUUAAUUGAUCAGAUAUUACAAGCUAACAUGAAUCGUGCCAUACCACAGCGUUUUAAGCGAUCAUGCUUGUCAGUCGGUAAUUAUCUGAAAAUAAAAGAUGAUCAAGACUG